Xiphias gladius (swordfish) is the source of this 5487-nucleotide messenger RNA. RefSeq names its product transmembrane protein 86A (gene tmem86a). The record is from RefSeq and is a predicted model, not a curated record. Bases 114 to 827 code for a protein of 237 amino acids. The transcript is spliced from 3 exons. Lineage: Eukaryota; Metazoa; Chordata; Actinopteri; Istiophoriformes; Xiphiidae. Gene Ontology annotation, cellular component: membrane.
GAGGACAAAAACAAUCGGCAUCCCUUGCACAGAACGAACAGGAGGAACUAAACUGUAUUUAGGUAAUAUUUAGCUUUUUUCUUCAGCGACACACCGACAGCACCGAGGGAGACAUGGUUUCUCCGGUAACAGUGGUCAAGAGUGAAGGCCCUAAGCUGGUGCCGUUCUUCAAGGCUACCUGUGUAUACUUUGUCCUGUGGCUCCCCACCUCAAGUCCAUCCUGGUUCAGUGCCCUGAUCAAAUGUUUGCCCAUCUUCUGCCUGUGGGUGUUUUUGCUGGCACACGGCUUCAACUUCCUAGGUGCUCACUCCAGUGCCCGCAAGAUCUUGGCCGGCCUCAUCUUCUCUGCUCUGGGUGAUGCCUUUCUUAUCUGGCAGGAGCAGGGCUACUUCAUUCACGGCCUUCUGAUGUUUGCCAUCACUCACAUCCUCUACUCAUCUGCCUUUGGGAUGAAACCUCUUAACGUGUUUGCUGGCCUUUUGAUCACUGCUGUGUCCUCUCUGAGCUACAUCCUGCUGUACCCCUACCUGUCUGGCCCCUUCACCUACCUGGUGGCCGUCUACAUCGCUCUGAUCGGCUUCAUGGCCUGGAGGGCAAUCGCAGGCCUGCAGCUGGCUAACGACCUGUGGACCUGGACCAAGCUGUCCGCCUGUCUGGGCGCCGUGCUCUUCAUGGUCUCCGACCUCACCAUCGCCGUCAACAAGUUCUGCUUCCCGGUGCCCCAUUCGCGCGCCAUCAUCAUGGCCACCUACUACGCCGCCCAGAUGCUGAUAGCGCUAUCAGCCGUUGAGUGCCAGGACGUGGAGGUGGCCAGGAAGAGAACAUGAGGUACCGUGGUCUCGACAGCGACCGGCCACGUGGCUGGAACGGUGGCUGCCAAUCCCCCUUCAGCCCUGAGUGAUCAUGGACACAUCUCACUGCCAGAUCCCCAGCCCUUAGCCCCUCAUCUCAGUGUGGUGCUCCCACACCAUUGUUACCAUGGUGACUGGUCCACUACAGCCUUCACAUGGCUAUCACGCUUUUACUCCACUAGUAUGGUAGGAGACAAUAGUAUUAUCUUCAGCCUCUCCCAACAACGGUCCUAUCUGCUGCCUCCAAUCCUAGAAUGGCUGUCUCUCAACGUAGUUACCAUGGAGACAAGUGUAGUAAUAUUAACCUGCUAUAUAUAGAGAGUAUUACUUUACUUUAACUGUUAUAUAUUAAUUUAGGGGAACAUGUCACUGGGGACCUUCAAGGGGUGUGUGUGAGAGAGCGAUUCUACGCGUGCGUUUGUUUGUGUGCACGCAUUUAUGUGUGUUUGAUUAACAUUCUUACCUCGCUUUCCGCACAGUCCCGUCACACAGUCACCACACUGACAACUCACACAUCUAUUACAUGUGGUCCAAUAAUACAAUAUAACAUCUUUUUUUGGUCAUUUUUUUGUUGCCUGAGACCUUGUAAAAAAGGGAGUUGUUUUUUUUUUUUUUACUGACUUGCCCAUGUUCGGUCGUUCUAUUUUUCCCUGAAUUAAGGGUGCUAUUCUUAAAGUCAGGAGCAUAUCCACACUGCCUCUGUUCACUCCACGAUUUAACAUUUUUAACCAAUCUAAGCCCAGUGUGUCUGGAUGAUCUAUUUUUCUAUUAGGAUGCCCUUGAAUAACUAGAUGUUGAGGAGAAGAACGACAGACGCUAAAAUAAGGCAAUGAGGUGGAAAGGCAGGGAGGGAAAGUUGCGUGAAUGCAGCAACCACUGCAAAUUGUCGCUUUAGUGGGAGCUAGAGGAGGUGGAGGUUGUUUGUGGAAGCUCAAUUCUUCCUGCUGAGAUUUUAUUGACACUGUCCUGCUGUCACAAAGAGAACACAGUAAACAUUGCUAUCAUAGCUGACCACUGAACCCACUAUAACAUGCUGUACAGUGCAACUGCUUCUCCUUUUAGUGAGAAGUCUUUCAGGCGUUUUACAGCGAUCUGCAUGCCAGCAGUUUUUUAAGACAUGUUGGUCCAAAUGUCAACACGUUCACACACCUGACACCUGCAGCUCCUGCUGGUUUAGUUAUUAGGAAAAGUUCAUGGGGUUCUUAUGCUGGACCACUUCAGCCAACCCAUGUUGUCGUUGGCCUGGGACCACGUUAUGGACACUGAAACGAAAGAGCUAUGUUACUAGCUGGAAUCUUUUUAUCAACUCUAUGCGCAUGUGUGUGUGUGUGUGUGUGUGUGUGUGUGUGUGUGUGUGUGUGUGUGUGUGUGUGUGUGUGUGUGUGUGUGUGUGUGUGUGUCAUCCUCAAAGGGCAGUCACUCACUCAUAAUGACACACACACAAUCAUGCACAUGAGCAUACACAUUGCCCCAGGGCAGUCUGACUGAGAGAAAAAAGGGACAUGGGGGAAACUGGCUUGUUAUAUGAAGGAACAGUUCUCCCAUUAUUCCCAAUAAUUCCGUCUCACAGGACACUUCAUCAGCUUUAAUCCUGCAAAAUCCACCUCAGGUAAUCCCCAACGGGCUGGUUGAUUUUUUGUCCUUCAACUAUCACACGUUUUCCCCUGUCACCUUUCAUUUGUUUCAGCCUCUGCAAAAAUUUAAUGUUAGAAUUAAGUGUCUUACUGAAUAUUUAAGAGGUAUGCUAUAACUCUUGCCUCAGAUGUCUACGUAUUGUAUAUGUUUGUUUUGAGUGUGCAUAUGAGAGCGCGUGUGUUUUGCCUUUGUCUUAACUGUUGAGUGAACGUGUUUGUAUACUUAUGACCAGUCAAAACCAACUCAAGGCCAGAAAUGCUGUGAACCAUCAUAGUUUAUAUAGAGUAGACACACUACUGGAUGUCUUUAAUGUAUUCUCACAAAGCUCUUAAACCUGUCUUCAUACCCAUCACCUCUUUAUGUGUUUUAUAGCAUCCCCUGAAUACUUAUGUGUUGUCAUUUAAGGAUGACUUUGACUUAGUAUUUGAUGGGGAAGAUUCAAAACGAGGAUAUCUAUUCUUCGUGUUCCAUUUCACCUUUAAAUUGAUCAUUUCCACAGCUGAACAUGCCUCCUCUUGACUGUACUCUUACCUAUUGCGAGUAUAUGUCACUUUCUGAUUAAUACCAAUAACAGUUCAUAUAUUGGAGAGAAAAUGAAUUUUACUACAAAUGUACACUAGCAAUUGAAAGUAUUACCCAUUAACAAAAUAUAACAGUGGGACAGGUUUUGUUGUGUAAUGGUUCAGUCCUCAUGUACCCACACGUGAUAUAUUGUGCUGUAUAUAAAACAUAAGGGCACCAACGGUCAACGACCCCUGGAACUGUCGGUAACGUACCCACACACACACACACACAGACACACACACACACACAUCAAAAUGUGUUUUAUGCAUCACAUCAGCCACCAUGACAGAUCUGCAGGCAGAUCAUGGUGUUCACACUCAUCAAGGUUUAGUUAGUCUUAGUUUGACCAGGAAAGACCAAGUACUCAUUCUUGACUGCUGCUUUGCCAGGUAGUUCCUCAAUCUCCUUUCGGCCUGUCAGCACUGUAUUUCUGCUUUGUUAGUCAGAAAUGUUUCAUCAUGCCCGUCUGCGUGACCACUCGACUUCUGUUCCACGUUUUUAUUUGUCCUCCCAGCAGUGCGGCAGAGUCCUACUCUGCAGCACUCUCCCUCUUCUCAUCUCAUCCACCUCACCGGCAGAAACGUGCUCUGUCAACAAUUAAUACAAGCCUUUGUGCUGAAAGAUGUCCACAGAGGCUUGCUAGCAGACAUACUUUUGUCUGUUUAUUCUGUCUUAAAUCAGGGUUUAGUGGAGUACAAGGAGAGAUGCUGGUUAACUUGAGUGACUCUAGUAUGAAGCCUAAAGUAAAACCAUGAGGGGACAACAAGAUUGAGUCAAGCAGUCUUACUCAUCCGUACUAUGUGGGCAAUUUAUGUAAGCAUUACUUUGUCCUCUGCCACAUAAAGCCUCCUGACAUUUGUUCCUGUGGUCUAAUGGCGACACGCCAAAAGACAGGCUUUACUUUAAAGUAUUUCUGAGAUUAUUUUUGCCGGCCAGCCCAGACUUUGGUAAAUCUCCAUGACUUUGUAAAAUGAAGAUUUCUUUCGUGAGGGCGAUAGAUCAGAGGUAGCCUGUAAAGCAAGAAAUAAACUCCAAACUGAGUCAGAAAGCUGACAGUCAUUAGGCUUGUGUAGUUUGUUUGAAAUAUUCACUCUGUUUCUCUUCAAUUGUUUCUGUUUGUAUUUGGCCUGGGCACAGAUAACUAAAGUUGAAAGUAUAAUAGAAAACCAAACUCAUUUCACAGAGUGGAACUUGUUCGCAUUAGAGCCCUCUCAUGUAUCAAACAACCUCUGGUUUUGCAGGAGACAGAGGUACCCCCCCCCCCCCGCUGGUGCAGGAGGGUUUUUGACCUUCCACUUAGAAAGGAGGUUAUUGUUGAGCGAUACUGUAGCUGGAAUUAGGUGAGGAGGUGAAAUAUGACACACGGGGAAGACCCCCUUUCCACCCGGCCCGUUAGCUGGCAUCCUGUCCCACCACAGAUGGUAGGCCAGCAGGCACAUCACUUUACCUCAGCCUGUCAACAGCCUUGUUGUUCUGAGCUUUGUGCAUGCAGAAAAAAGGGACGUGAGAGAGCUGUGGGAGGCCAGUAUUUUUUGCUCUGCACAGUGAGUAUUGAGCUAGAACCAGUAGCUGUUGUAGUAUAGAGGGCCUGUGAGGAAGUUGGCACUUUUCCUUGAUUUGAAGUUUUCUCUUUCUUUCUUUUUGCUGUUGUUUCUUCUGAUCUUUGGUUUGAAACCUUUGCUUUUAAUGUGCUGUGCCCAUUAUCACGCAGCUGGUGACAUCUAGAACACAGAGCGGUGAAGUUUGUAUAUCUUUACUCAUGCAUGAGAGGUAGGUUGAACUGAAUCCUCCACAUCAAUACUUAUCUAUGGUGAGCUUAUGAGAAGUAUGAAAAAUAACCACCUUCUCUUCAUAAUAUUAAUCUGAAUCUACUGUGUGUGCCACUAUUCUGUACCCAGAGUAAGGCCAGUCAGUCUCUCCUUAAAACUAGCAGCUAUAGUGUUAAAAACAAAAGGCUGUUGUGUACUGGAUUCUUUAAAGUACAUUCUCAUAUUUCCUUUAUUCUUUAUUUCUUUAAGAGAUAAAGCAGAAGUUACUAUUUAAAGACAGUUACAUUUUAAUGGUGAUGGUUUAAGCACCAGAAAGUGACGGAUCAAGGCAUGAGAGAAUCAGCAUUUUUCUUUUAAAGGCAUUAAUUGCUCUUGAAGUAUUACAAAACAUUAUGUAUACAUUUUUCUUUUGUCUUCCACAAAGACUUUUGAUUUUUUUUUUAUUGAAGGCCUAUUAUAUGCAUCGUUUUGACAUCAUUUUAUGAACAAAUUUUUUUUUUUUUUAAUCCUCUGACACACUUUAUACCCUGUUGUCCUCGAUUUUCACUUUGUGAUUUAUUUCUUUCAUGACUGUAGAGAUUAAAUAGUUUCUUUGCUGUAGUGAAACUUCUAUGAAUGUGAAUAUCUAUUGGAGAAAUAAAUGCAAUUACAAUGCAACUUCAGUAUAA